Prunus armeniaca (apricot) is the source of this 1431-nucleotide messenger RNA. The record is from the annotation of a GenBank genome assembly. NCBI's taxonomy places the organism in Eukaryota, Viridiplantae, Streptophyta, Magnoliopsida, Rosales, Rosaceae.
AUGGCGGAUGGUGAAGAGCAGGGACCUUAUUGUCUAUGGGGGGCUGGAAAGGAUCCUGAAAACUUAACGGUGAAGGCACCAGACGAGGUUUCUAAGGUGAAACAGAAAAGAAGAGAUUUGAGAUGUUUGGACAUAGAAAAGGAGAAAGAAGAUGCCCAAACUCCUAGAGGAGUUUUAGAAGUUUGCAUAAGAAGCUUUGAAUCUGAAACUAGUGUUUCUGAAAACAGCACAACAGAAUCAGAAGCUCCUUGUCCAAAUUCAAGUUCACGUUCUCACUGGCGCAAAUUUUUUAAAUUAUGGAGUAAAAGAUCAAUUAAGCGCUUAGCCUCCUUCCCUCCUCUUGGUGUGCCAAAGAUAUCAUCAAGAAGAAGGAUCAGGAGUGCAAGAGAGAAUCCAGGACUAGCUAAUAUAUACAACUUCAAGUCUUCGCUGGUGACCUUUACCUUCUCUGACCUCCAAAGGGCGACCAAUAAUUUUAACAAUGAAAAUACAAUUGGUAAGGGUGGCUAUUCCGAAGUUUAUAAGGGUUGUUUGAAAAAUGGGCAGCUUAUAGCAGUAAAGCUGCUGACUAAAGGAACAUCAGAUGAGAAAACAGCAGGCUUUCUAUCAGAACUUGGCAUUAUAGCUCACGUAGAUCAUCCCAACACUGCUAAGUUAAUUGGAUGUUGCGUUGAAGGAGGAAUGCACCUUGUUUUUGAAUUAUCUUCACUUGGGAGUUUAGGAUCUCUCCUGCACGGUCUGAAGGCUAACAAACUGGAUUGGAGUAAAAGAUAUAAAAUUGCUUUGGGGAUAGCAGAUGGUCUGCUGUAUCUUCAUGAGAGUUGUCAGAGGCGAAUCAUUCAUAGAGAUAUUAAGGCUGAUAAUAUUCUACUUACAGAGGAUUUUGUGCCUCAGAUAUGUGAUUUUGGGCUUGCAAAGUGGCUACCCAAACAAUGGACUCAUCACAAUGUCUCAAAAUCUGAGGGCACAUUCGGGUAUUUUGCCCCUGAAUAUUUCAUGCAUGGAAUAGUUGAUGAAAAAACAGAUGUUUAUUCUUUUGGAGUCCUACUUUUGGAGCUUAUCAGCGGGCGUCCAGCUUUGGAUGAUUCUCAGAAAAGUGUUGUAAUUUGGGCAAAGCCUUUGCUUGAUAACAAUGAGAUCAAGGAGCUUGUUGAUCCUUCUAUUGGUGACAACUAUGACCAGAAAGAGAUGGAUCAUGUGGUUUUGACUGCAUCUUUAUGCAUUGAGCAGUCUUCUAUUUUACGUCCGCGAAUGAGUCAGAUUGUGGUACUUCUAAGAGGUGAUGAAUAUGUAUCGAACUGCGCAAAAGAAUCGAAAAGGAGGUCUCAUCAAAGAACAUACUCGGAAGAACUGUUGGAUGCACAAGAAUAUAAUUCAACCAAGUAUCUGGGCGAUCUCAACCGUCACAAGCAGGUUGCUUUUGGUUCUUGA